CGCAGUCUGUUGACUAGUGACGUCACUUCCUGACACAUUUCGUUCAUCAACAGCUGGUAAAGGACAGCAUCGCACAGAGAAACACAGUUUUGUGUGUCUGUAGCUCCAGAUGAUUCAUUGUUGGAGAGUCAGAGUGAGCCCUGCUCCCUCCCUCUACUGAACACUUCCCUUUCCUACUGCUUCUCCUUCCUCCUCCUCUCCAUCCACCAGCGAUGCUUCCCAGCUGUUCCUGCCUGUCACGCUACACUCACCAUCACCUGGUUGCCUUUCUCCUCACCUUUUUUAGCUACGUGUUGCUGCAUGCUUCGCGUAAGACUUUCAGCAAUGUGAAAGUGAGCAUCUCUGCACAGUGGACCCCUUCAGUGCAGAAUGGCAGCUCUCCUGCUUUUUCCCCUGGAGAGACGUGGGAAGAUAAUCGGCUGUUUGCAAGUGCUGAUCAGGCCACACUGUUUUUGGGUGUCCUGGAUACCAUAUUUCUCUUCUCUUAUGCUGUGGGUUUGUACAUUAGUGGCAUCAUAGGAGACCGUCUGAACCUUCGUUACGUUCUCUCCUUUGGGCUGUGUGGCUCAGCUGUGGUGGAGUUUGUUUUUGGCACUCUGACAGAAUGGCUGCAUUUUUAUAACCUGUAUUUCUACUGCUGUCUGUGGGUACUGAAUGGCCUGUUGCAGUCUGCAGUCUGGCCCUGUGUGGUGGCCGUCAUGGGAAACUGGUUCGGUAAAUCUGGGCGAGGCUUUGUAUUCGGCUUGUGGAGCGCAUGUGCAUCAGUGGGAAAUAUUCUAGGAGCGUUCCUGGCCUCCAGUGUUCUGAAGUAUGGUUAUGAGUAUGCUUUCCUGGUGACAUCAGUGGUGCAGUUUGCAGGUGGAGUAGUCGUGUUUUUCGGUCUGCUCACCUCCCCAAAGGAAGUGGGUCUCUGUGAAGGCACUGUAACUGGUCUAACAACAGUGGAGACAGACACAGACAGUCAUCGGCCACUCAUGAGCGACAAUGAAGAGGAUGAGGAUGAAGUGGUGUGUGAUGGAGGAUACUAUUCUAUACAAAAGCAGGAUGAGGAGCCGGAGCCCCAAACCAAAGCCAUUGGCUUCUUCAAGGCCUUCUGUCUACCAGGAGUCAUACCUUACUCACUUGCCUACGCAUGCCUGAAACUGGUCAACUACUCUUUCUUCUUUUGGCUGCCAUUUUAUCUGAGCAACAACUUUGGCUGGAAGGAGGCAGAAGCAGACCGGCUGUCUGUCUGGUAUGAUGUAGGAGGGAUCGUCGGAGGAACAGUGCAGGGUUUGAUCUCUGAUUUCCUGGGGAAAAGAGCUCCUGUCCUGUGCAUUAGUUUGCUGCUAGCCAUGGGAGCUCUAGUGGGAUACAGCCACUCUCCAAAUGACCAGAUUGUGAAUGGAGUGCUCUUAGCCACUACAGGUUUCUUCAUUGGCGGUCCAUCCAACAUGAUAAGCUCAGCAAUCUCAGCAGACCUGGGUCGCCAGGAAGCUCUACAGGGGAGUCAGGAGGCUUUAGCCACUGUCACGGGCAUUGUGGAUGGAACAGGCAGUAUCGGAGCUGCUGGAGGGCAGUACCUGGUAUCACUCAUCGAGAGCAAAUUAGGAUGGAUGUGGGUCUUCUACUUCUUCAUAGUCAUGACAGGAUUCAGUAUCGUCUUCAUCAUACCUCUUAUUGUUAACGAGAUACGCUCCAUGUGCAGAGACAGUCAAGCAAGGACACACCAGCUGUGAGAAUACCUCUCUGUUCACAACCUCUCGUGGAGAGCAUGUCAACUCAUUCAGCAAGAUGCUCGGUUUUCUUCUUAAUUGUUUUUAAAGCUGCUUUUUUAGUUACAAUAGGGGAUAUUGUUUGGUGCUUGAAAUGUUUAGUUCUCGAUUCCAUCUGUGACGCUGACAUUAAUAUUUAUAUAAUGCCAAUGACGGCAACUAGUAAAAUAUCAUCUGGACAAUCAUCAUAACUAAUCUGUUGACAGACUUAAGCAUUUAUUAGAUAGAAAAAAAUAUAUAUGCUUAAUGUAGACCAGAGUGCAGAACGGAGUGCACAAGCUAUUUGAUCAUUAUCUGUUUUUUGAGCUCACCAAAGUGGUUAUAUAAUGAGUAGUUAUAUCUGAUAAAAUGUUUGGUCAUCCUGGUGCCGACAGUGGCAUAUUAGCUUCACAGUAAACCUCUAGAUACUGUAGAGAUCCAGCUGUAAUGAAACUGGAACAAAAACACUACAAAAUAUUCAGUCACCCAUAAAUGUAUGAGAACAAAACCCAAUGAUUUUUUUUUUUUUUUUUACAAGUUGUCUCUCUAACACCAGCAUUUUAACACCAUCAAAGCCAGGGAUUGUGUGUUUAUUGCUAAUAUGAGGGACAGGUAGCAAAUUGAACUGACAUAAAUACAACAAGCCAACAAAUAGAUAUGUUUAAAGUGCCUUUAUUUCCACGUGUAUUUUGAUCUUGAAGAAAUUUCUGCAUUUUUGGUCUUGGAGAUUAUUUCUCUAAAAGUACAAAAGACUCGGCCUAUACAGACAUUUAUUUAGCUGAUACAAUAUUUUUUCAAUCAGUGUAAAAUGAGAUUACUGGGUAUGAAGAAAGACAAUUAUUUGCUAAUGUUGAUCUAUGCUUUGCUUUGCUUUAUUGGCUGCUGUAGAGGGAGGACCUGCCAUAGAUGUGCUCUUGGUAGAGUGUUUUACUGUCAAUCAUUCCACAUUUUAAAUAGUGUCAUCUUGAAUAUUUGUAUUUCUGGGGUUUUUGUUUGUUCCUGGAACUUGAUACCUGUGACACCAUUCUCAAAAGGGAUUUUUUUUUGUAACACUACCAGAACCGUAGUGUUAAUAUCAUGUUGUAUUUAUGUCAAGAUUUUGACCACUCAUUUGAUUCAUAAAUCACCUAGGGAGUUACUUUCAGCCAGUUUAUAAGAUUGCCCUACCAUGUAUCUAUAGUAAAUGGUCAUUUUAUCAGGUAAACCUACUAUAUAAGUCAAUCUGAAUGUGUAAACUGUAGACAGUAUGUCCCUAUGGUACAAUUUGCCGUCCCCCAGAGGAAACGCACCUCCAGAGGACGUCUGGUGCUCACAUAUUAGAUGGGUGGUGCAACAUUCUCAGCACAUCAGUGACGCUCAUUUUGUUUGGCCGAACCCAACAACAAAGUAUUUAAAAACUCCACCAUCCAAUUAUAUCAGAGCUAAUCCCAUGGUGUUUGCUUUUCAUGAAUGGGGUGACAGACGAGCUCUAGUCACUCGUAAUAUGCACCUGUAUGGUUGAUUUACUUGAUAAACUGGCAACUGAGUGAAUAUUUGCAUCUGUGAAGCAAAUAUUCUGAAUAAUUAUUUAUGAAACAUACUGUAUGUUGUACACAGUGAUAGGAGUAUUUUUAAGGUUUAAUUUCUUCCACAUAUAUCUUCUGUGUAUAUGUGUACCUGUAACAUAUGUGAUGUAAUAUUCUGUCCGCUAUCUUAUGACCAAAACUAUUCAGACGUUUAUAUUUGCUUAUUGUUUGUUGGUGUGAACAUGUGGAACUGUUAAAUGCAGGAUGAUAAUGAACACAACAUGCUGUGCCUGGCAUGUAAACCAAUCUUUCAGUAACUAUAAAUAGUUGAUUUAUUGCACAUUUAAUCUUUUUUUUUUUCUUUCUUUCUUUCAUAGCACAUGCUCUCAGAUUUGUUCCUGCUUAAUGAAACAAAAAUGGAAACACUAUCUCAGUGAAGGUUUGAUUUUGUAGAUCUAAUGGAAACUCAACUUGGUGUCAUGCAUAUGAUGUUGAAAUCAAGCUCAGGUUCAUUAGUGAAUGUUACGUUAAUGAUUCAGGAGCAAAGCUAUAAUUUUAACGUAAUGCCAUUUUCUUUUCUUAUUUUUCUUUAAUGUGAAAGGUUUUGUUUUAUAAGAAUGCUUUACGUUUGCACUUCAGAAAAAUGCCUAAACGUUUCUGAUUCAUUUGCCAGAUGUUUACAUGCUCUUUACUUUUCUAUAAUGAAUGCCUAUCCUGUUUUAGAUAAAGAACUGCUUUUAAACUCAUGCAAACACUUUGUAUAUAAAACACUUGGAGACAAAUGUAUCAUGUCAUGAUACAUAAUUUUAUCACUAUAAAUGUCCAGAUCAUUGUUUACAUUAUAGUAAAAAAAAAUAAUUAUGUUACUGAGAUUGUGGUCCAGAUUAGUGAUUUUUGUAGUUUUCCUUCAUUUCCAAAGCUCGUUCAAAAUGAUGAAAGACAGCUGGCUUCUUGAAAGAGCACAGGGGUAGAGAUAAGCUUGAAAGGUC
Hemibagrus wyckioides is the source of this 4227-nucleotide messenger RNA. RefSeq names its product solute carrier family 37 member 3 (gene slc37a3). The record is from RefSeq and is a predicted model, not a curated record. Gene Ontology annotation, biological process: transmembrane transport. The coding region runs from base 213 to 1718 and encodes 501 amino acids. Gene Ontology annotation, molecular function: transmembrane transporter activity. Gene Ontology annotation, cellular component: endoplasmic reticulum membrane. NCBI's taxonomy places the organism in Eukaryota, Metazoa, Chordata, Actinopteri, Siluriformes, Bagridae. The transcript is spliced from 15 exons.